Molecule: messenger RNA, 3561 nt
Organism: Brettanomyces bruxellensis
Lineage: Eukaryota; Fungi; Ascomycota; Pichiomycetes; Pichiales; Pichiaceae
Exons: 1
Coding region: 1-3561 (1186 amino acids)
Cellular component (GO): cellular bud neck; cellular bud tip
Source: RefSeq, a predicted model, not a curated record
AUGGGUAAGAAAACGCUUCCGACUCUUCCAGCCUUUGUGGUACCGGAAUCUCGGCACAGGCAUCAGGGUAGAGUGAAGAAUGAGAUCAAAACUCAUCAGGAAAAGAAAAAGAAUGAUUCUUCCCUACCGGUAUUGCAGAAUAAGCAUCAUAGACCAUCCAAGGCAACAGAGAUGGAUGCAUUCGCCUAUUGUUCAAAUUAUGGUGAGAAGGAUUAUAAAGAAUACAGAAAGCGGUUCAAAUUGAAAACAGACGAUAAGACGGGAAAUACGAGAGGAAAGUACGACGCUGAAUUUGAGAGGAAGAAGGUUAAAGAUGUUAUCCAUGUGAUUACAACAGUUCUCAAGAGUAAAGGAUUGGAAACGCCUUUUCUGAUAUUGCCGUUCAGACCGAAUGAGAGCGAUGGACUCGUGAAAGAUUUUCUUAAUAUGAUAUUUGACGAUGAUGGCUCCAUUAUCGAGGAGGAAAAGCUUGAAAAAAUAUGCAAUAUUCAAGAUGAGCUCACGUUGAUCACAGUGUUGAAAUUCUUUUGGUGCCGUUUGCCAGGAAACGCUGUUAUCGGCUGGAGAACGUACACUCAGUUUGUGAAAAUGGAGGAAGAUGCCAACUAUCCACCUCGUGCCUUUCUUGAGUUCAUGCCUUCAUGCUUAAGUUCUGGAGCACAUGCUUCUAUAGUGUAUGACUUCUUUGAUCUUUUAGUGGCGAUGGUUAUGAAAUCUCACUAUAAUCAUCUCUCGGCUCGGAAGCUUUCGCGUUUGUGUGGUUUAUGGGCGUUUCAUCCCGUGAGAACUCAUAAGUCAUCUAUUCCAAGUUUUGAAAGAGGCCUAUACGAAUGGAUUCCGGCGGGAGAUGCUGUUUUUCAUCUUUUUUUGGCUUUUGUGAAGGCAAUGCCACCGGAAGGACGUGUAGUUCGUCUUCCGAAACAAUUACAACACAUUCUAAAGAGCAAUAUGUAUCCGCCAACACCUACAGCAGCCUCGGAUGAAUCUAAUACUUCGAAUUAUUCCCAGGAACUUCCGAUGGUCACAUUGAGAGUAAACUACCCGUCAGAGAACCCUGCAGAAAUGCUAUCCAGGGUCUCGAAAACGCUUAAAUUUGAUGAUGCCAAUUUAUACUACACCCGAGAAGACUAUUUAUUGUUGAAGCGUCUUUUCAAGGAUCCAGACAUGAUCAUGAAGAAACUAUCAUCGGAGGGAAGCAGAAUUCUUGACAACGUGUGUCUAUACGACGAAGAUCUGGUCUCAGAUGGUAACUCUCAAAAUGGGAACAAAGUUAAAUAUCAGCUUUUAGCAGGAUGGUCAUUGGAUAUGACUGCUGAAGGUGGGCGAAGAAGAGCGAGAAGAAGUCGAAGUGGUGCAAAGAUGAAAAGCAGCCAGAUGCCCGACUUCUUCACUGCCAGUGUCAGCAGAGUCAGUGUUGAUGAUUACUUCAUUUGGACGUGGAUGGCAUCUUUGGGUCCGGAAGAAACUAAUAUUAAGAAGAAGACAUUUGGAAAAACGUACAUUAUGGAGGCGCAGUUGGCCGAAGGGUUUAAAAAGUGGGUCAUAGUAGAAGAGCAGGAUUUUGAGAGAGACAAAUAUGACGUGGAGAUUGAAAUUAAGCGGCAGAAGUUGCAGGUCCUUGAAGAUCAGAUCAAGGCUGCAAAGGAAAAGGCUGCUAAUGCUGCACUGAAAGAAAGCAACAGUUCGAUGAAUCUGAACAAUUUCACUAAAAAGGUCCUUGCCGAAAAGAGAGCAGAGAAGAUGGACAACAGUCUUCCUCCUCCUCCACCUCCAGCGAAGGACUAUAAGGGGGAAGUGAAAGAUGCGCCUGUUAAGAUUCCUCCCCCACAAGUUGUGGCUGGAGGUAAUGGAGCAGAUGAGGAAUUCAGAAGAGUGCAUAUGUCGGUUUUGACCGGCUCAGGAACGGAAGACAGCACGGAACAGUUUGUGUCGCCUCAGGAUCUUAAUGGUAAUAAUAACAAUAAUAACAACGGCAGGUACCUGAGCCGCCGGCCGCCGGUCCAAGUUGGCUAUCCGCCAGAUCCCUAUGAGAAAAACUUGCCUAUGAUGAAUAUUCCUCAAGGCAAUUACCGGCAUCCACAAUUGCUCACGCAGCAUUUCACGCCUUCGCCUCCAGCCAGCAAGCUUCCACCCACAGGUGCCCCAAUAGGGCAUAAUGGGGAAGUGUAUGGUGGUGGAAACACUCCGUACUUGCAAGAAAGUGGGAUUUCUGAAUCCUCUAGUCCGGGUAACGGCAGUCCUUCUGGUAUAUCGAGUCCUGUAAGCGGCCUUCGAACCCCACAAAUGCAGCAAUCAGGUGACGAUACCUCCACCUACUAUACGGCAGGAUCAACAGUGCCGCCUAUUCGGCAAGGUCAGCCGAGAUUGCUGCCACCUGGGAGCUCUGAAGUUGAGAGUGACGGAAUAGAUGGCAGUGUUAAAGAUUCCAUGGGUUUACGAUCAAGGUCGAACUCGAGCCCAAGACCUCGCUCAAACGCAAACGGGCACUCGAGAAGUCCAAGCCCCUUGGCAGGCGGCAGAUCUGAGCGUACGUCAAAGUUGAUCGACGAUAUUGACGACUUGGAGUCUCAAAUCAAGGAUCUCAUGUCUGAGGACGGGGGUAACAACACAGGUGUGCAGGCAGAUGAGCAGCCAAAGAGUGAGCAAGCUUUGCCGGAUGUGCCUUAUCAGGAUAGGCACCGCAGUUAUCCUAAUGCCGCUCUGCCGGACCACCCUGCGAACACCGGCGGACCAGAUCCUGGAAAUGCGUACCAGAGACCUGUCUCGGCACAACCACGGAUGGUUGCACACAGAGGGGACCCUCGGCACAAUGCCGGAAUCGGCCAAUCGCAGCUCUUGGCUCCUCCACCCAGAACCAUGCCGUACUCGUCUCCUUACAGCAGCUCAGACACGUCUUUCGAAUCGGCCAAAAGCAUGCCUUCCGGCCGGUCUCUCAUGCCGGUGAGAUCUCAAUCGCCGGUGAGAUCGCCUUCUCCUGCAGAAAGGACUCUUCCGGGAAGACCUGUUUCCAGCUACGGAUUUCCUCCUACUGCCAGUGGAUUGUAUCCCCGCCAUCAUCAUCGUGGCCAAUCAAUGGCUGCCCGAGGGUAUAAUGCUCCAAAUAUGGCACCGGUGGCCCCUGGUGCACCAUACUAUGGGAAAAACGGGUCACACUCGAGCAUUUCUAACAGAUGCAGACCUAUCAGCUUCAGUAGUGGUGCUCCCAGUACCUAUUCCGGGCCUCGCAUCUCCCCACCUCCGGCAAGCAGAAACUACUACAACUUCAAUCCAUCGUAUCCAGCACCUGCACCACCUCCGGGUGGAUUUCUGCCUCCGAGCUACCCAAAUUCUGCCUACAGUGCUCCUGUACAAGGUCAAAUCCCUAUGCAGCAGCCCCAGUAUUAUUCCCAAGGUGCUCCUAUCUCGGCCCAGUCUGCACCUCCGCCUACCGCUGGAAUUAUGUCCCAGGGAUUGAUUCAGAAUAUGCCUUCCGGUGGUCGCAUUAACCGGCUUCACGGUGUCCGGCCAACCAAUAAGAAGCAGGCUCGUUCUGCCUUGAUGAGGGGAGAUUUUGGCAUAUGA